Pararge aegeria (speckled wood butterfly) is the source of this 1570-nucleotide messenger RNA. RefSeq lists its product as uncharacterized. NCBI's taxonomy places the organism in Eukaryota, Metazoa, Arthropoda, Insecta, Lepidoptera, Nymphalidae. The transcript is spliced from 4 exons. The coding region runs from base 374 to 1336 and encodes 320 amino acids. The record is from RefSeq and is a predicted model, not a curated record.
UCUCACUGUCAAACGAGUAUUUCUAAACAAUCUUUUUGAAUUCGAAAUUAAAUUAAAAUCGUAUUGUAUUUAAAAACUGAUUUAGAAAAUUGUGUAUGAUAUUCUAAUUGUUUCGGCAAACGUAAGAUGAAUUCAACAAUCUUUGACGAUUUGAACCGUGAACAUUUUGCAUUGGAAGCAGCAAAGUGUUUAGAAAAUAUUUUUGCGAAUUCCCAAAACGUAACAUCGCAGCACAAAGAGUUGUUGGAAAUAAAUUUGUCAAUAACGGCCUAUAUUGCGGAGAGUGAAAAUCGGCUCAAAGCCUUGCGCUUGAGUUUGGCCAACACAGCUGAAAGCUCGCACAAAGUUGUGGAAAUACUCAGUGAUAAAUAAAAUGACAAGCAUACCACAAACACCUCCAAAAAGAAAAUUCCAUAGAACUAUAAAUAAUUCAAUCAGGGAGACAAAUAACAAUUCAAAAACACAGUUUAAUAAACAACAGUCUGCUAGAAACUUUGCUGUAUGGUACAAAUGCAUGAUUGAUAAUGAUCGUCAGAACUUGUCACUGUAUUUAUCUGAUGAUGUCAUGUUGGAGUGGUUUGGAAAGACUAUUAAGACCAGAAAAAAAGUAUCUUUCUUCAUCAAAUAUGACAUGCAAUGCUCAAGACAUGAUUUUACUACUAUUGAAAGUAUUGAGAAGAUUCAAGCAAGAUAUGAGCCGUUUGAAAGAAAAGUUGACUCUAUUUUGGCAAGUCCAUUACACUCUCCAGAAAUUGGAAUACCAAGGCGAUGUGGUAAAAGGAAAAUGGACUCAGGCAGUAACAGUCCUCAGUGGGCUGAAGGCUGCAAACCUGACGAUGAUGAUGAACCAGUUUUUAUAGCAAAAAAGAGGGCUAAAGCUCAUGAUAUUGUCUCCAUGCAUACAUCAGAGAACUAUACAAGCAGUGACAUAAAAAAUAUUUCUGAAGAAAAUCAUGAUAUAAGCAACAAAGGUGAUGGUAUAAUUAGGCGUAAACGUAAAUUAACGUCUAUAACCCCACCGAAUUUAGAAUGUGGACAAGGUGACUGUCUUCCUUCAACUAGUGGUACUUCCAAUUCGGAAGCAUCACAUGAUACUUUAAAUGCUCAACUUCCUAAACUAGCUGUAGAAUGUAACGGCUAUAUAGAAUUUACUAGAACAAGAAACAAUCGUAGUACUGAGGGUAUGAAAUGGGACAGAAAAUGUAAAAUACAAGUUAGUUAUUCUGAAGACCCUCUUAAUGUUGGUGAAUAUAUUAUAUGGGGCUUACGGUACAGUGAUGAGAGUAAAUGUCGGAGGAAUUUGUUGGCAGCUUUUGAGGAAGCAUCGAAAGAAUAGUCGUUUUACUUUUAAAAGUUCUAUUUGUAUAUUUUAAUAAAAUUGUGGUCACAAGUCACAAGAUACAAACUUAAAGAUUGACAUAUUAAUUGUUCCUACUUGAAAAUUUCAAAUAAGUAGAAUUAUUUCUACAAGGCUGUUAUGCCCUUUGACAUGUUGUCACAACUUUGGUCAUAGGUUUAUAAUUUUUUAACAAAGGUAUUGUUAAUUUUAAAAAUGUACAACAAUACAUUU